Macrosiphum euphorbiae (potato aphid) is the source of this 1392-nucleotide messenger RNA. The record is from the annotation of a GenBank genome assembly. NCBI's taxonomy places the organism in Eukaryota, Metazoa, Arthropoda, Insecta, Hemiptera, Aphididae.
AUGUACGUUACAUUUCAAAUAAAACAGAAAAAUAUGGCUAAUUUAUUGGUUUUCUAUUUGAUAACACUGACAUUUUCGUCAGUGUGUUUGUCGUCGAAGCAUAUUGUUUUGUUCCCCGAUGAAGAAUGCAAUUUGCAAGUGGCACACGGAAAGAUAUCUGACGAGAAGAGCCUUAACCUUAACUUCUAUGAAGAUUGUAUUGAUAGAGAUCUGGGUGUGUGUACACCAAAAACAAAAGGCAACGAAGACUAUUUGCGUUACUUUUCACAGUCAGAGAAGCCAGAAUGUCAGAAUUACGAACAAGUAGCUCAAUCGAUGAACGAUGUCUUGCAAUUUUGUGUCGAUAUGGAGGGCAGUUCUUGGUAUGGAGGUGCCGAAGUGACUUUCCAACACUGGCCACUAAACAAUCUCAACUGGACGAAUAAUCCAUACGUAACCAAAUCAUCGGGUGACCAAGCCGUCAUCGAGUCUUAUUUCUUCAACUCUGACGGGUAUUAUAUCUAUAUCGACGAGUCGGUUCCCCUAUUCGUAGAUAUAAACGGUCCGCGACCGGGUCAGAUGUGCUUUACGUCCAAAGUCGAGGCUCCGUAUAGAAAAACUAGAAAUGCGAUGCUGUACCGAAUUUGCAAGUACAAGAACGCUCGAGUGGCACACGAAAGAGCCAUUAAAGAUUUCCUCGGCAUGCCUUCGAAAAUUCCCGAUCCGUACGUCGUAAAGUAUCCGAUUUGGUCUACAUGGGCGAGGUACAAAGUCAACGUCAACACGUCGUCUGUCCGAGAAUUUGCUCAAGAAAUCGUCGACAACGGAUUCCCCAGAGGUACAAUGGAAAUCGAUGACAACUGGGAGACUUGCUACGGUAGUGCAGAAUUUAAUACGUCGAGAUUUGCGAACAUAUCGGAACUCGUCAAAGACUUGAAAUCAAUAGGUUUCAAGACGUCUUUGUGGACACAUCCGUUCAUAAAUUUGGAAUGUCCUACUCACGAGAAGGUCAAACAGAAGGGAUACUUUGUGAAAAGUACAUCAGGCACAGUUAAUUCCACGUGGUGGAAUGGCAAUGGCUCUUACAUAGACUUCACAAAUCCCGAAGCAGCGACUUGGUGGUCUAAUGCUCUACAUGAUUUACUUGCAAAAUCUGGUAUCGACACAUUCAAGUUUGAUGCAGGAGAAACCAGUUGGAGCCCGCAACUUCCAGAAUAUCACGAUAACGAUCUGACCUACUACCCUGAUAACAUCGUAAACGCAUAUAUAAAAACACUUGUGACUUUUGGUAGCGGUAUCGAGUACAGAGUAUCCAGGAGAAGUCAAGAAUUCGGUGGUCUUUUAAGGAUGAUCGACCGCGAGUCUCGUUUGGGAUUACAAACUCGGACUACCCACAUUGAUAACAAGCUCUGA